Parathielavia appendiculata is the source of this 1071-nucleotide messenger RNA. RefSeq lists its product as uncharacterized. The transcript is spliced from 3 exons. The record is from RefSeq and is a predicted model, not a curated record. The coding region runs from base 1 to 1071 and encodes 356 amino acids. Lineage: Eukaryota; Fungi; Ascomycota; Sordariomycetes; Sordariales; Chaetomiaceae.
AUGUCUGGAUAUAAAGACAUCCUCAAACGAGGAUGGCAUCCCGAAAAGGAGGGGACGACGCUCAAGGGCCAGGUGAGAAGCCUGAUUGGUCGUGGUGAGGAAACCCGCCAUAGCAACCACGCCGCUCCACCUCUCUCGUCCCUGCGUGACCCAGCCAGCUUCGCCCCUCCACCCAAGCGCAAUCCCAACGCCGUUGUCGGAAAAGCCAGCCCGGCAUCCUCCUCAUCCCCAACAUCCCAGACGGGACCAACCAUGCCUCCACGGCCAGGUACAGCUUCGGAGCCAGCAUCCGACGAGCCGCCCGCUACCCCGAAGCCAUGGCGCCUCGACACUACGGGUCUUUCCAUCGCCCACCUCCCGCCGCCCCCAGGAAGAAAACCCGGAGCAGACGGACGCUCACCACCACCACCACCAGUCCGUCCUUCCCCGCCACCCUCAGCAGCAGCGUCAGCGCCGGGAGGUCAACCCGCCCCUCCAACGCUCCCACCACGGCUCCCUCCCCGCUCAGCAUCGACCACCCCCUCUCCAGCAGCCUGCCCGGCCCUACCUGCCCGUCCCGCCGCACUAUCCCCAAACCCGGGACCAGGGCCCCGGCCAAAGCCAGGGGCGGCAGAGGGCUACCUAAACAGGUUGGGCGCAGCAGGGAUCUCGGUCCCCGGCCUGGGCAUCGGCACCUCAGACUCAGCCACAACCUCACCAGCACCGCCAGCCCCCUCACACUCAGGCAGCGUCUCUUCGGCAGCUCCAUCCCACCCCAACAUGAGCGAACUGCAAUACCGCUUUGCCCAACUCAAGCCUUCUGCGGGUGCAGCAGAAGGAGGAGGAGGGGCCCACGGUAGAGGAGAAGGAGGUGAUAUAAGCAAGUCGGCUGUUACUGCUGCCCCCGCUUCUGUAGUAGCCAGGAAGAAAAAACCGCCGCCGCCACCGCCGCCAAAGAAGAAGACAAUUGCUGGGUUUGGCGGUGGGGUGGGCGGUGCUGUCGGGGGACAGCAGGGGCAGGGACCGACACGGGAUCAGAGCGAUGGACCGCCGCCGCCGCCGAUACCCUUAGCCACGAGGCCUCAGUUCUAG